AUGCGGGCAACUCUGGGCGCAUUCAUCCAGUCCUGUCUGCUGCUGCUGCUGGUCCGAGCAGACCAGUGGAGGCUGAAGGACUCCGCCAACUGCGAGCUGAACAAGAAGCAAACGGACCUGAACUCCUUCCUGUGGACGAUCAGACGGGAUCCUCCCUCAUAUUUCUAUGGUACGAUCCACGUUCCCUACACGCGCGUCUGGGACUACAUCCCCGAGAACUCCAAGCAGGCCUUCCAGGAGAGCAGCAUCGUCUACUUCGAGCUGGACCUGACGGACCCGUACACCAUCUCAGCCCUGACCAGCUGCCAGCUGCUUCCCCAGGGCGAGAACCUGCAGGACGUCCUGCCCAGGGACAUCUACCGGAGACUCAAGAGACACCUGGAGUACGUGAAGCUCAUGAUGCCGUCCUGGAUGACCCCAGAUCAGAGGGGGAAGGGACUGUACGCAGACUACCUGUUCAACGCCAUCGCUGGGAACUGGGAGAGGAAGCGGCCAGUUUGGGUGAUGCUGAUGGUGAACUCAUUGACCGAGGCGGACAUUAAGACGCGGGGGGUUCCGGUGCUGGACCUUUACCUGGCCCAGGAGGCGGAGAGGAUGAGGAAGAGGACAGGCGCUGUGGAGAAGGUGGAGGAGCAGUGUCAUCCACUCAACGGGCUCAACUUCUCCCAGGUGAUCUUCGCCCUGAACCAGACGCUGCUGCAGCAGGAGUCUCUGAGGGCGGGAAGCCUCCAGGUUCCUUACACCACCGAGGAUCUCAUCAGGCACUACAACUGUGGAGAUCUCAACUCCAUCAUCUUUAACCAUGAUACCUCACAGGUCCCUAACUUCAAUAACGUGACGCUGCCACCCAGCGAGCAGGUGACCGCCCAGGAAAUAGACAGCUACUUCCGACAGGAGCUCAUCUACAAGAGGAAUGAGAGGAUGGGCAAGAGGGUCAAGGCUCUGCUGGAGGACCACCCCGAUAAGAGCUUCUUCUUUGCCUUCGGAGCAGGUCACUUUCUCGGCAACAAUACAGUCAUUGAUGUGCUGCGUCGCCAGGGAUACGAGGUGGAGCACACCCCCGCUGGGCAGCCCAUAAACAGGCGAUCGUCAUCAGGACCAGAUUCCGAGGACCAGUACGACGAGUCCCCUCUCCUGGAGCCUUUCCUGCACGAGCUCCCCAACAAAGAGGAGGACCAGGGGCGCACCCUGGAGGACGACCUGUUACCCCACAUGCUCCUGCCGGCCGACAGCCUGGAGCUGCUGGAGAAAGCGGAGAGGAAAAUGAUGAAGAAGAAGAGGAGGAACAAGCAGAAGAAGCAGCGGCACCGGCACUUCAACGACCUCUGGGUUCGCAUCGAGGAGAGCUCGAUGGUCCAGUCGCCACCUCCACCGCUGGUUCGCAUCAUCAAUGGCUACAUCACCGUGCAGCCGCCGGACCGAGUCCACAGCCCCCACCUCCACCACCACCACCACACACCUUCAGCCUCACCCACCUCCUCCUCCUCCUCGUGUUCGCUCGUUUUCCUCUGCACGUUGCUCCCACUCCUCACACGGAUGGGGAGUGUGUUCCUCUAG
Messenger RNA from Limanda limanda (common dab), 1557 nucleotides. It is a transcript of the gene trabd2a, whose product is annotated as TraB domain containing 2A. Bases 1 to 1557 code for a protein of 518 amino acids. Gene Ontology annotation, cellular component: membrane. Gene Ontology annotation, molecular function: metalloendopeptidase activity. Lineage: Eukaryota; Metazoa; Chordata; Actinopteri; Pleuronectiformes; Pleuronectidae. The record is from RefSeq and is a predicted model, not a curated record. Gene Ontology annotation, biological process: negative regulation of Wnt signaling pathway. The transcript is spliced from 7 exons.